AACACUUCUGAUCCGAGGCUCAGUAGCGCAGGGUAGUUUAUUCAGAGGAGCGAAGAGGAGUGGAGAGGAAGAGUGCGCGAGAGAGGGUGCCCCAUCCUUCACACAAACUGGAGGAAUCCACACUCCAAAACUUAUGGCUGCUUGAGAAAAUAAUAAUUUCCCCCCUCUCUCUUUUCUGGGACCUUUGGCUACUAGUUCACUCCUAAUCAGAAUUUGUCACAAGUAUUUUUUCAGUUGCUCUUGAAAAGUUAAUCCACCUUUGCCGUGGACGUCACUGGCGACCAUGGAUACCCAUAUAAGAUGGAAAGUAAAACGGAGGAUAAAGGACGCGCAAAUCACUUUAGCAAUAAUUCUACUUUUUGUCACAUCGCAAGCCAGUUCAGUGGAGCCAGCGGACCUCUUGAAGAUUUUAGAUUUUCCCAGUUUACCUGACGGCGUUACGAAAACGACAGGUUUCUGCGCGCAUAGGAAGUCAACAAAAGGAGCCGAUGUGGCCUACAGAGUAUCCAAAGAAGCCCAGCUCAGUGCCCCCACCAAACAGUUGUACCCUGCUGAUGUGUUCCCUGAGGACUUCUCCAUCCUGGCUACGGUGAAGCCUAAGAAGGGCUCCCAGUCCUUCCUCAUGUCUGUGUAUAACGAGCAGGGCAUCCAGCAGCUGGGGGUAGAGGUGGGACGCUCCCCUGUCUUCCUGUAUGAGGACCACACAGGCAAACCCAGCCCAGAGGACUACCCCCUCUUCAGGGGACUCAACCUGGCUGAUGGAAAGUGGCACCGAGUGGCCAUCAGCGUUCACAAACAGACCGUCACCAUCAUCCUGGACUGUAAAAAGAAGACCACCCAGAAACUGUCCAGGAGCCCACACCCCAUCAUUGACACCAAAGGAAUUGUGGUCUUCGGAACUAGAAUACUUGAUGAAGAAGUCUUUGAGGGAGACAUCCAGCAGCUGCUGAUUGUAGCCGAUCACCGUGCUGCCUAUGACUACUGCGAGCACUACAGCCCCGACUGUGAGGUCCCUGUCCCAGAGCAGCCCCAGGCCCAGGACCCCAACACAGACGAAUACAACACAGAGGAGGACAGCUACUACUAUGAGUAUCCUUACUAUGAGGACAUGGAUGGGAAGCCUUCUGAGACUGAGACGGACGAAGCAGCUGGACUUGCCACGGAAGACGUAAAAGUGUCCGUGCCAGAGAGCGGCCGUGUCGUCACCUCCGUCAAAGAGGUGGUGUCAUCAGUAAGGGAGACAGCCAGUCAGGGAGCCGAGGGCAAAGUGUUGACCAGUACCGCCACUGCUGAAGCCGCCGCUGCUGCUGGAGCUGGAGAGGACACCAGCCGUUACGACAACUACGAUACGGAAAGUUACGGCAACUAUGAGACGUACUACGACGAGUCGACGGCAGUGCCCGACGUCACUCGCAGGGUCACCAUCAGCAGUAGCAGCAUGGGGACGGGCGCAGGGGUGGAGCUGGACUUGGGUUUGGGGUCAAAGGUUGACCUGGGCACGGGGGCAGAGAUUGAGAAGGUCAUCACCACUAGUGGAGGAGUCACCAUCACACGCAACAAGACCUCAGUUGCAACAGCCUACGAUGAGAACUAUGGCGAGGGCUAUGACCUGUCCUAUGGAGAGGGAGAGGAGGAUGAGUACAGUGUCGGCGGAGGUGACCGCGGCAGUAGAACCAGCAGUACUGUCGAAAUGGGUGCUGGUGGUGGAUCCGUAUCGGUCGGGGUUGGUUCUGUUUCCGUUGGGGGCGGUUCCGUCUCUGUGGGUGGAUCUGCCAGCGCCGGUGGCGGGGCGGCGAGCGCUGGGGCAGGAGCUGGAGCCGGAGCCGGAGCCGGAGCCAGAGGGGGAGCAGGGGGCCAGGGUGUGGCUAUUGAGGGAGAUUACACUGAUCUGGAGGGUGUUGGGUUUAAGGAGGAGUCCAUCUCUGAGUACGGGGACGAAGAUUAUGGCUAUGGAGACCUGGACUACGGUGGACAGGAGGAAAAGGUGCUGCCGGCAGAGACAGAUGAAUACUAUGGACAGGUUGAUGGGUCUCGAGGAGAGAAGGGGCAGAAGGGCGAGCCUGCUAUCAUUGAGCCUGGAAUGCUGGUGGAGGGUCCGCCCGGUUCUGAAGGCCCAACAGGUCUCCCUGGACCCCCAGGUUCCUCCGGCCCCCCGGGCAGCCCCGGAGAAGCAGGAGAAAGGGGUCCUAAUGGUCGUGCUGGUCUUCCUGGUGCUGAUGGUCUGCCAGGACCUCCAGGGACUGUCCUCAUGCUGCCUUUCCGGUUCAGUUCUGGAGGAGACUCUGGACAGAAGGGACCUCAGGUGUCUGCUCAGGAGGCCCAGAUGCAAGCCAUCAUGCAACAGGCCAGGCUGGCGAUGCGCGGUCCUACUGGCCCUAUGGGUUUGACUGGUAGAACUGGUCCUCUGGGUUCUCCAGGUGUGUCUGGACUGAAGGGAGAUUCUGGAGAGUCCGGUCCUCAGGGACCUCGUGGACCAAUGGGUUCUCAUGGACCCUCUGGGAAGCCUGGCAGAAGGGGACGUGCUGGAUCUGAUGGAGCCAGAGGCAUGCCUGGUCAGACCGGAACCAAGGGAGACAGAGGGUUCGAUGGUUUAGCCGGACUGCCUGGAGAGAAGGGACAAAGAGGUGAAGCUGGACCCCAUGGACCUCCCGGACCCACAGGAGAGGAUGGAGAGAGAGGAGACGAUGGAGAGAUCGGGCCACGGGGUCUGCCUGGUGAGCCAGGACCUCGUGGUUUGCUGGGACCAAAGGGACCUCAGGGACCUCCCGGACAGCUUGGUGUGACUGGAAUGGAUGGCCACCCUGGACCCAAAGGAAACAUUGGACCCCAAGGAGAGCCUGGCCCCAGUGGACAGCAAGGAAACCCUGGUGCUCAGGGACUUCCAGGUCCUCAGGGAGCCAUUGGGCCCCCAGGAGAGAAGGGUCCUACCGGAAAACCAGGACUGGCAGGAAUGCCCGGAGCUGACGGACCCCCGGGUCACCCUGGAAAGGAAGGACCCAAUGGAGAGAAAGGACAUUUGGGUCCCAGUGGCCCUCAAGGCCCAAUCGGUUAUCCCGGGCCCCGAGGCGUGAAGGGAGCCGAUGGUGUACGAGGCCUGAAAGGAGGAAAGGGUGAAAAGGGAGAAGAUGGAUUGCCUGGCUUCAAGGGAGAUAUGGGAAUCAAGGGUGACAGGGGUGAGCUGGGACCUGCAGGACCCAGAGGAGAGGACGGACCUGAGGGGCCCAAGGGUCGCUCCGGUCUCCCUGGAGAUGCUGGCCCUCUCGGACCUAACGGUGAAAAGGGCAAACUGGGUGUUCCAGGGUUGCCAGGAUACCCAGGAAGACAAGGACCAAAGGGAUCUCAGGGAUUCCAAGGUUUCCCCGGAGCCAACGGAGAGAAAGGAACAAGGGGACUUGCAGGGAAGGCUGGCCCAAGAGGACAGAGAGGACCAACGGGACCUCGUGGAGAGAGGGGACCCAGGGGACCAACAGGAAAAGCUGGACCAAAGGGUACCUCUGGAAGUGAUGGCCCCCCAGGACCUUCCGGUGAGAGGGGUCUUCCAGGGCCUCAGGGACCAACAGGAUUCCCCGGAACAAAGGGCCCACCCGGCCCCGCUGGGAAAGAUGGUCUGCCUGGACACCCUGGGCAGAGAGGAGAGACUGGUUUCCAAGGCAAGACUGGCCCACCUGGACCCCCAGGAGUGGUCGGACCUCAGGGCCCCACAGGUGAGACUGGACCAAUGGGAGAACGUGGCCACCCCGGACCCCCAGGCCCACCCGGUGAGCAGGGUCUUCCUGGAUCUGCUGGUAAAGAGGGAGCUAAAGGUGACCCCGGUCCCGCUGGCCCGGCUGGUAAGGACGGUCCCCCUGGUCUGAGAGGGUUCCCAGGAGAGAGAGGUCUGCCCGGCCCAGUGGGGGCUCACGGCCUGAAAGGGAAUGAAGGCCCCAACGGCCCACCUGGACCUGCUGGUUCCCCUGGUGAGCGUGGUCCUGCUGGCCCAGCCGGACCCACCGGACUCCCCGGACGACCAGGACCUCAGGGACCCCCAGGACCCGCAGGAGAGAAGGGUGGACCGGGAGAGAAAGGACCCCAAGGCCCCGCUGGUAGAGACGGUGUCCAGGGACCUGUGGGUCUGCCCGGCCCUGCUGGACCUCUUGGAGCCCCAGGAGAGGAUGGAGACAAGGGAGAGAUUGGCGAGCCAGGUCAGAAAGGAGGCAAAGGAGACAAAGGAGAGCAUGGUCCACCUGGUCCUACUGGUCCUCAAGGCCCAGUUGGAGCGCCUGGUCCUGCUGGAGCUGAUGGGGAGCCUGGUCCAAGAGGUCAGCAGGGUCUGUUUGGCCAGAAGGGAGAUGAAGGAUCGAGAGGAUUCAACGGACCCCCAGGCCCAGUGGGACUGCAGGGAUUGCCUGGUCCGGGCGGCGAGAAAGGAGAAACCGGAGACGUUGGUCAGAUGGGUCCUCCCGGUCCUCCUGGCCCCAGAGGCCCCUCCGGACCCCCAGGAGCUGACGGCCCUCAGGGACCCCCUGGUGGUAUUGGAAACCCUGGUGCUGUAGGAGUGAAGGGUGAUUCAGGUGAAAGCGGAGAGCCUGGUCUUCAGGGAGAACUUGGCGGACCUGGCCCAAGAGGAGAGCGAGGAGAGAAGGGAGAGGCUGGUCCUGCUGGCUCUGCUGGACCCCCCGGCCCUAAAGGUCCCCCUGGAGACGACGGUCCUAAAGGAAGUCCUGGUCCAAGUGGUUUCCCUGGUGAUCCUGGUCCCCCUGGCGAGAUCGGACAGGCUGGUUUAGACGGUCCUCCUGGUGACAAGGGAGACGACGGAGAGGCUGGUCAACCUGGUUCCCCUGGACCCACCGGAGAGUCUGGACCUUCUGGCCCACCAGGAAAGAGAGGCCCCCAUGGAACAGUUGGACCUGAGGGCAGGCAAGGAGAGAAGGGAGCCAAGGGAGAGUCUGGUCUGGAGGGCCCACAGGGAAAGACAGGCCCAGUUGGUCCUCAGGGAGCACCUGGCAAGCAAGGUUCUGAAGGUCUCAGAGGUAUCCCCGGCCCAGUUGGGGAACAAGGUCUUCCAGGUUCUUCAGGCCCUGACGGACCCCCUGGACCCAUGGGUCCUCCAGGAUUACCCGGGUUGAAGGGAGACUCUGGUAUUAAGGGUGAAAAGGGCCACCCUGGUCUGAUCGGUUUGAUCGGGCCCCCAGGUGAGCAGGGAGAAAAGGGUGACAGAGGUCUGCCAGGCCCCCAGGGAACAUCAGGACCGAAAGGAGACAAUGGUAUUGCUGGCCCCUCAGGUCCUCUUGGUCCCCUGGGACCCCCAGGAUUACCUGGUCCUCCUGGUCCUAAAGGAGCUAAGGGGUCAUCGGGUCAAACUGGUCCCAAGGGAGAGACUGGUGUUCCUGGACAACCAGGGCCUCCUGGUCCUCCUGGUGAUGUCAUCCACCCACUGCCCAUGCAGUCGAAUCCCAAGAGGAGCCGCAGGAACAUCGAUGCCAGCCAGAUGAUGGACGAGGCCAACGCCGAUGCCAACUACAAGGACUACGACGACGGCAUGGAGGAGAUCUUCGGAUCCCUUAACUCCCUCAAGCUGGAGAUUGAGCAGAUGAAGCACCCGCUGGGAACGCAGGGCAACCCCGCCCGCACCUGCAAGGACCUGCAACUCUGCCACCCCGACUUCCCCGAUGGUGAAUACUGGAUCGACCCCAACCAGGGUUGCUCUAGGGACUCGUUCAAGGUCCAAUGCAAUUUCACAGCAGGAGGAGAGAGCUGCAUCUACCCUGACAAGAAGUCUGAAGGGACUAGGCUCACGUCCUGGGUAAAGGAGAUCCCUGGCUCCUGGUUCAGUGAAUUCAAACGUGGUAAACUGCUCUCGUACGUGGACGCUGAGGGCAACCCCAUCGGCGUGGUCCAGAUGACCUUCCUCCGGCUGCUGAGCGCGGCCGCCCGCCAGAACCUCACCUACAACUGCUACCAGUCAGUUGCCUGGCUCGACCAGGACGGGGACUCGUACGACAAGGCCAUCCGCUUCCUGGGGUCCAAUGAUGAGGAGAUGUCCUACGACAAUAACCCCUACAUCAGAGCCGUGGUGGAUGGCUGCGCGUUGAAAAAGGGCUAUGAAAAGACAGUACUUGAGAUCAACACACCAAAGGUGGAACAGGUGCCUUUUGUUGACAUAAUGUUCAACGAUUUCGGCGGAGCCAUGCAGAAGUUUGGAUUCGAAGUGGGUCCUGUCUGUUUCAUCGGCUAAGACUGUUUACUGAACAAAAUGGAGAAAAUAAAAAGCAUAUUUGUUUUCUCAAAAACAAAACACAUGAAAUUAAUAGGACAAUUUUUAUUUGUAUAAAACAUUCUGUGUCCAAAAGCAACAAGUAUAAUAACAAAAAUUCAAGAUGAGAAUACUAGAAUACAUUUCUAUAGGAUUUCAUAAUAAAUAAUAAAACAAGAGCAACCUUGCAACCUCAGUGUGCCUUCUCCAUCACAUGCAAGUUUUGAAACUGGAUAAGUCAGAUACUACCGACCCCUAUCUUCACCCUUGACCCCUAUCUCUGACCUGAAACCUCCACCCACACCCAGUGCACUUGAUGUAGAUCCAGUCUGCCUGUCCAAUGCACCCGAGGCAAACCUUUACCUGGAAUUGCACUUGUUUCAGAAGAUUGCCAUGGACAGUUUGCUUCUUUGUUUUUUUUUGUUUGUUUUUUAUUACAUCUCCCUCUUAACUCCCGCUUUGAAUAUUUUAUUCAUUGGUUCAUUCAUUCGCUCAUUCAUUCAUUAAUUUCGAAAGCUUUGUUUUGUGCAUAAUUGUCUCCCCAUUCUUCUGAAUGGAGCUUAUAUAUAUAUAUAAAUAUUUUUUGUAUGUUUGUAAGUACUUUCUGUAUAUUUUUCCUGGUAAUGUUUAUUGAUUCUGGCUUCAAAACGUGCAUGUGACCUUUUAGGAGAUGAUGGUUAUUGGAAUAUAUCAAAUUUGCAGAUACUAAAGUGAGGAAUUGGACAUGUAAAUUGGAGAAUAGAUGAGGAGUGCUUGUCUUGUUGCUGGCUGUGAAGGACACGUAAUUGUAAUUUAAGAACCGAAUGAAAAUAAAAGUUGGAAAAAAACCUCUGCACUACUAUGUGAGAGUUGAUUUGCAGAAAAGAAAACGUGUCAAGAAAAAAAUACACAAAAACAUUCCUCCUCUUGUGUCCUCCUGAAGUGCCUAUUUUGGUUGCAUUUUGAGAUUUUAUUAACUUAAUAAACAGUCUUUUUAUGUAAUUUUUUUCCCAAUACUUCAAUAUUUCUAAUCUAUCAAACUAUAUAUGCAACGUGAGAUGUCACAUUUCAAUGAAGCACAAGAAAUCAAAACUUAGGUGCUAUUUUCUCUCCUCUGUGGUGCUAUGAUAUUUUCUAGUUUGUUGUUAUUUUGAAAGUACAGUAAUCUGAUGGCGGUGAUGUUAACCUGUCACCAUGACUACCCUGUCUGCCCCUGACCCUCUUAGCCAUUACCUCUGGCACAAUAACAUCUUCACUGCAUUCUUAUUUAUGUCCAGGGGUGUUUUAAUGCAUGCCAGUUUGCUUCAUAUUCAUCCAUAGAUCAAUGCAGUAUUUCAUUUUAUGUACUUCUCUGCUUCCAAGGCCCACUUAGUAACAACUCUACUAGUGUCUGAUCAUACUGCAACUUACUUGGAAUGUGCUAAAUGAAAUAAGAUUGUACUUGGGUGCCGAAUGUGGUGCUAAUUUAUCAAACUUUCUUAGAUGUCUUAAAAAAAAAAAAAGAAAACGGUAGAAGCGAUACUGCAAUGUUUCCCAUAUCAUGGUUCCAAGACUUGGUGCAUUUUGUGAAUGAAUCUCAAUGAUUGGAUCAUCUUUUUCCACUUCAAGCUUUUUCCUGCUUUCCUUUUUUGGGUGUGGGGUGGAGGUGACUGGUUUGGAAGGGGUACCCCGUUGAGUAUUCCAAAGCACACGGCUGCAGAAAAGUUUGGAGUUUUGGUACCUGAAACCCUCAACUCUCUUACCAAAGGUUUUCUUUAUACACAGCUUUAAGUUCCUAGAGCGCCAAGAAUCCACUACAUAUUUUGAAAUCCAUUAUUUUUGAAAAUGUGGCAGGAUUUUCAAAAUGAUGAUUAAAAUCAGAUGUAUCAUAUAAAAGUUGUUUUAAAUAAAAGGAAAAAUAUCAUUUUUUUAAAAAAAAGUUAACGAUCGCUAAUAGUUCAACAGAUUAGCCAGAUGAAAAGCUUGUUUUUGUAUUGUUGUUUGGGUCUUCUGAUUUAUCUGUUGGUUUACUUUCUUUAGCCCCUAGUUAUCCCCUUUGUACAAACCAUGCACUCUGCCUGCUUUUUACCACUACAGCAUCUACCACAGAACUUUUUACUGUCCUGGAUAAGUAGCUUGUUUUUUGUUAUGUUUUACAAUUUUUACCUUCUAGAUAUGUGACUUGAAACAUUUCUGUUAAAAUAGCUGAAUACACUUAUUAAUAAUCGUUUUUAAAUUUUCAUUUCGAUGAAUCACGCCAAAUUUAACAUUUUUGCUCUCAAUGAAAGGACAAAACAAUUUUGUAAAUUUUCAGAACCAGCAGUCAAUAAAGUUUUUUAUUUUUGUUUUACAUUUGUCUGUUCGUUUGUUUGCUUUUACGGUCUUGUCAAACCUGUGUAAGAGAGGAUAGAAGAUAUAUUGGUGUUCUUGUCAAUAAAUUCAAGUUUACUGUG
Molecule: messenger RNA, 8643 nt
Organism: Coregonus clupeaformis (lake whitefish)
Lineage: Eukaryota; Metazoa; Chordata; Actinopteri; Salmoniformes; Salmonidae
Product: collagen alpha-1(V) chain-like
Exons: 60
Coding region: 284-6214 (1976 amino acids)
Molecular function (GO): extracellular matrix structural constituent
Source: RefSeq, a predicted model, not a curated record